AUGAACAUUCAUUUCACCUACCUUGGAACGGGUUGCCUGUUUAAGUACGAUGCCGAACAUCCAGUAGAUGGACCAGGGUAUAAGGAAGAUGAUGUCGGCAAUUACGAUGGUACCUCUUAUUCAGCAGUAAAAAGCUUCACUGAUCGUCUCCUAAGACAAUUCGAUAACACCCUUCAAUGCAGAAUUCGCCUACCAGUCAACUAUGAAGCCGAUAGUCGAAAUCUCGUUGCAAAACUGAUGACGUUCAAGAAAGUGCUCGACAUUCCAAACUCAAUUACAGUACUACCCGAUUGUUUACCUAUUUUGUUAGACAUGGCACUUAAAAGAGAAACUGGAAUUAUCAAUCUCGUCAAUCCAGGGGCUAUACGUUUCCCGGAAAUUUCCGAGAUGUACCGUAAGAUGUUGAACCCUGACUGGCAAUACGAGGUUUUACCUGCUGACCCCGAUUCCGAGCUCGUUUCAACCCGAUCUCAUUGCCGUCUAAGUACAAAGAAACUAGAAUCGAUGUAUCCAAAUCUGCGCUCAGCUCGUGAUGGAAUCGCUCAAGCUUUAGAGCAGAUCGCACUUGCUAAGGGUCUACGAACUAUUGCACAAGCCUAA
Messenger RNA from Strongylus vulgaris, 600 nucleotides. The record is from the annotation of a GenBank genome assembly. NCBI's taxonomy places the organism in Eukaryota, Metazoa, Nematoda, Chromadorea, Rhabditida, Strongylidae.